Molecule: messenger RNA, 1644 nt
Organism: Fimicolochytrium jonesii
Lineage: Eukaryota; Fungi; Chytridiomycota; Chytridiomycetes; Spizellomycetales; Powellomycetaceae
Exons: 5
Coding region: 141-1175 (344 amino acids)
Source: RefSeq, a predicted model, not a curated record
CACGCAGCCUUAAAAACGAUGCCGAAGCUGAUCCGCCGCCGUCGCAUCAACGGAGUUUCCAUCUAUCUUGCUUUCUUAACGUCUAGGAGAGUCGACUUCCGGACAACUGUAGCCACUCCCCCCCUACGAGAACGUUUAAAAUGAAGCUCUCCUUGGCAGUCCUCACGGUGUUCGGCCUCGCUCUUUGUAACAACGGCGUCACCGCUCUACCUUCGGGCGCUUUGUCCCGCCGCGAGGACGCUCAGGCUGCUGGCGUCAACAAAAAACAAAACGAGCAUCACAAUAACCAGCAUUAUCAGGACAACAAAGACUACCAGAACAACGAUAAGAAAGCCUUUUCCCACCAGCAGGACAAUCAGCAGCAUCAGGCAGCUGCUAAAAAGACCAAUCAGAAGGAUCUCCAGGCUGAUUGUUUCCUCACUUACGAAAACUGGUACGCAUGCUGUUCCGGCGGCAUGUUCACUAUCUGGUUCCUCAGCAUGGCCCAUUGCUCUUCAAAAAUUGUACUUACGAUUGUUCUUCAUCUCGGGUGCACUAGGAACGACUACGUUGAUUGGGAUCAAAGCUCCGAGGAUGAUAAGAAGAAAUGGGGAAAGGGCAAGAACAAAAAGAACAAUGCAAAGCAGGCUCAGCAGCACUGCGUCUUGACGUUCGACCAGAUUCAGACCUAUGAGAAAAUUCAGAAAGACCGCAAACAGCACGAGAACCAGCAAGGCUAUAACAAGAAUGGCCAGAAAUACGUCGAUAAUCAGCAGGUCAAUGACAAGGAGAGCAUCGAUCAUCAGCUCAUCACCGUCGAGUACGUGGUCGACGACCUCGGUGGCACUUACCUUUCCAGACAUCUCCCUUCAGUUCUAAGUGCCCAGCUCACUGACUACUGCCUUUCCUUCCAACCCAACAGGAGGUACUGCGUCGCCUAUUACAACACCAACUGGCAGCAGAUUGAGGGACAGGUCAACCCUCAGAAGAAGGAUGCUAGCAAGCUCAAGCAAUACGCGUUGAACAAAGGCCAGGAUUACUACAACAACAACCUCAACAAGAACAAGAACAAUCAACAGCUCCAGACCCAAUGCAUGGUCUUUGAAUUCCAGAUCUCGGCCUACGCCCAGUGGGCUUUGAAUUACAAUGACGGUUACGCUGACGAUUACAAAAAAAAACUCGCCAACUAUUACUGAAACCACGUCAAACGCAAAGGCCGCGAUGAGGUUUCCCGUGUUCACGCGAUAUUCAGAUACAUAGGGCAGAACAUGUCAUUUUUCUGAUAUCGGAAAGCACACGAGCUGUCUUCUGGAAGAGGAUGUAAUCAGCGAUGAUGGAUAGGGCCGCUCAUAUAAUCGGAUGCACAUUCGAUUUCCUCGAACGGCCUCUUCUGGCGUGUAUGCAUGUAGGCAUUGUUUGUGUAGGCCUUUCUGAUUUUUUGUUUCAUAAUCCUUUCGAUACCGUACUCGGUUUGCUGCUCCUAACUAGUUAAAAUACAAUACAUGCAAAUAUAAUGAAGGGAAUCUACCAUUUCCGAAGCGUCAGUAAGCUCCAAGCGUUCCGCAACUCACGUCUCUGGAAUGGAAUCCUUUAACCUCGUCAACUCAUCAAGAACCUGAGCCAUGGUGGGCCGCACAAAGUGUUCUUCCGCACAGCAUCUCACGG